AUGUUAAUUAUCAGAGGAUACUCAAAUCAAGCCACAAAACAAUACAAUAACCAUGUUGAGACGGACUUCAAGGUAGACAUCCCCAUCACCCUUUUGCCGUGGAAACCCAAAAGUUCUCCCUCUAACACCCCCAACCAGACCUCCCAAAAACUAACCUCAACCCCCUCCACCCGCCCUCCAUCCUCCCGCUCUAAAGCCCACCUCAGCUCCGGCGCAAAAGCCGGCAUAAUAACCGCCUGCAUCAUAGUCUUCAUCCUCCUCUGCCUUCUCCUCCUCGAACUCACAUAUUUCGGUCGACAGCGCCGUCUCACACGUGCGCGUCGCCAAGCCAACGCUGGUGGAGACGUCGAGCUGGAUGCAGAAAUGAGCAAUAAGGAGAAUGCGGUAUUGGAGAGUCGCGUGGAGAUUGUUGUUGAGGGUGAGACGGGGGAGACAGGGGCGGCGAGGGAGACUAGGGAGACUAGGGAGAAAGAUGCGAGAGGGACGAGAGAGCAUGAGGAGGAAGACGAAGAUGAUGAUAGUGACGGGGAUGAGUGGGGUGGUGGGAGGAAUACGAGGACUGGGAUGAGUCUGUCGAGGAGGGAGGGGUGA
Molecule: messenger RNA, 591 nt
Organism: Bipolaris oryzae ATCC 44560
Lineage: Eukaryota; Fungi; Ascomycota; Dothideomycetes; Pleosporales; Pleosporaceae
Exons: 1
Coding region: 1-591 (196 amino acids)
Source: RefSeq, a predicted model, not a curated record